Messenger RNA from Haemonchus placei, 546 nucleotides. Lineage: Eukaryota; Metazoa; Nematoda; Chromadorea; Rhabditida; Trichostrongylidae. The record is from the annotation of a GenBank genome assembly.
AUGUUUCUCCUAACCGUGGUUCUUCUGCUGCAUCUGUCAGCCGAAGGGAGCUCGGAACCUGCGCCAAUCUCUUACGAAGAAUUCAUUAGUAAUUUCAUGUGGUACAUGAACGCUUUGAGGUCUUCUGUAGCAUAUGGAAUGGUGGUAUCAAAUUAUUGGGGAAAAGUAAAUCAACCAACUUCUGCGAAUAUGUUCAUGUUGGAAUACAGCCCUGAAAUGGAGGUGUAUGCUGCAAUCAAUGUACAAGGAUGUCAAUCAUCCAACUUCAUUCCGCCAGGAGGAUCGUUGAAUUUUGGCGUGAUGCAUUUAAGUAAAGGAGCUUCUUCUGCCAACGCAAUCGAUUCUCUCAGCACAACGAAUAAUCAUCUCUCUCGAGUUAUGCCGCAAGACUACAACUACACCAAACUCGAUACCGAUAGGUUAGAAGAUAUUGCCAAUGAUUGGCUCACACCGUUGAAUCAUAAUCUUACUGACAGCCAAGGCCAAGUCAUUUACAACAACCGAAACUUGGAGAGCCUCGCAAACAUUCAGAUGGAUUCCCGGUAG